Messenger RNA from Poecilia latipinna (sailfin molly), 1302 nucleotides. RefSeq names its product receptor-type tyrosine-protein phosphatase beta-like. Gene Ontology annotation, molecular function: cadherin binding; protein tyrosine phosphatase activity. The record is from RefSeq and is a predicted model, not a curated record. The transcript is spliced from 10 exons. The coding region runs from base 217 to 1056 and encodes 279 amino acids. Lineage: Eukaryota; Metazoa; Chordata; Actinopteri; Cyprinodontiformes; Poeciliidae. Gene Ontology annotation, biological process: peptidyl-tyrosine dephosphorylation involved in inactivation of protein kinase activity; angiogenesis. Gene Ontology annotation, cellular component: signaling receptor complex.
AAAAGCCAAUUUCUAAUAAACAACAUGAUAAAUAUAUUUGUACAUGUUAGUGUGAACAUUAACUGACUGUUUCUGUUUCCCUGCAGUAAUCGGAGGGUCACCAGUCCCGUCAAAGCGUGCCACUUUGAGUCCCAUCUGAACAAACUGCAGGCCGACUCCAACUACCUGCUGUCUGAGGAGUUUGAGGAUCUGAAGGAUGUGGGCCGCAACCAGACGAUGGACGUGGCCAGACUGCCGGAAAACCGCGGGAAGAACCGCUACAACAACAUCCUGCCGUACGACUCCACCCGGGUGAAGCUGUCCUACCUGGAGGAUGACCCCUGCUCUGACUACGUCAACGCUAGCUAUAUACCUGGCAACAACUACCGCCGGGAGUACAUCGCCACCCAGGGGCCGCUGCCGGGCACGAAGGACGAUUUCUGGAGGAUGGUGUGGGAGCACGGUGUGCACAACGUUGUCAUGGUGACGCAGUGUGUGGAGAAGGGACGGGUGAAGUGUGAUCAGUACUGGCCGGCCGACAAGGAGCCGCUGUACUACGGCGAUCUGGUCAUUCAGAUGCUGUCAGAGUCCGUCCUGCCAGAGUGGACCAUCAGAGAGUUCAAGAUCAUCUCGGAGAACAGCUGCAGUUAUCCACGGAUGAUGCGUCACUUCCACUACACGGUGUGGCCCGACCACGGCGUUCCCGAAAGCACCCAGUCCCUGAUCCAGUUCGUUCGGACCGUCCGGGACUACGUGGACCGCUCACCCAGCACUGGCGCCACCGUUGUGCACUGCAGCGCCGGAGUCGGUCGGACCGGGACCUUCGUCGCCUUGGACCGGGUUCUGCAGCAGCUGGACUCCAAGGGAGGCAUCGACCUGUACGGCUGCGUGUUCGACCUGCGGCUGCACCGGCAGCACAUGGUCCAGACUGAGUGUCAGUACGCCUUCCUGCAUCAGUGUGUGAGGGACGUGCUGCGAGCCAGGAAGCACCGCAGCGAGCAGGAGAACCCGCUCUAUCCCAUCUACGAGAAUUUCAACCCAGAAUACUGCCGCGAUUUCAUCUACAACGGACGUUAACGAGGCAACGGCGCUCAGCCAAUCAGGAGAGAGGAAGCUCACCAUGGAGACGUGUUCAGUAACGGGUCGGACGUUAGCAGCUAAAUAAAAUCUGUUUCUUUGGUCGGGAUCACCAGUUUAACUGUGGUAAAUCACCGUGGAAACCAAACUCAUCACCAACAGGAUUCAGGUUAAAUGUGCUGUAAAAAAGACAUUUUUACAUGAUAUAAAACCAGUUUGUUGGGUUUUUUUUUUAAACCGAUCGGU